UUCAGCAGAUAUAUAUUCGAUCCCCUUCCCCCCGCCCGCUUCCCCGCCGCCGCCGCCUCCAAGCGCCCCCGCAAGAAAGCUCCGGCGAAGCCAACCCCGCGCGCCGCAGCCAGGCAGGCAGCAUCAACCAUGGCGGACACGAAGGCGGCGCCCGCGGUGACGCUCCGCACGCGCAAGUUCAUGACCAACCGCCUGCUCUCCCGGAAGCAGUUCGUGCUCGAGGUCCUCCACCCGGGCCGCGCCAACGUCUCCAAGGCGGACCUCAAGGACAAGCUGGCCAAGCUGUACGAGGUCAAGGACCCCAACUGCAUCUUCGUCUUCAAGUUCCGCACCCACUUCGGAGGCGGCAAGUCCACGGGGUUCGGCCUCAUCUACGACAACCUCGAGGCGGCCAAGAAGUUCGAGCCCAAAUACAGACUCAUCAGGAACGGUCUUGCUACCAAGGUGGAGAAGUCGCGCAAGCAGAUGAAGGAGAGGAAGAACAGGGCAAAGAAGAUCCGUGGUGUGAAGAAGACAAAGGCUGGCGACGCGAAGAAGAAAUAAGCAAGAUGUAAUUGUGCUUUAGCAGCCCUGAGUCUUGGUGCCCGCCUGUUCAUCAGAAUUUUUGUACGCCCGCCGCGAAAUGCUUUAUCCACCGCUAGCGAUAGAAGUUUGAGCAGUUUCGUUGUCUCCUGUCACAUUUGAUUUGAGGCUCUCCCUUGUAUUUGACAAUGAUUUGACAUGAGUUUAUGCGAGAAGGUUGCAGCUGUACUGGGACAUUGUGA
This is a messenger RNA of Panicum virgatum (switchgrass), 764 nucleotides long. RefSeq names its product 40S ribosomal protein S24-1. Gene Ontology annotation, cellular component: ribosome. The transcript is spliced from 4 exons. NCBI's taxonomy places the organism in Eukaryota, Viridiplantae, Streptophyta, Magnoliopsida, Poales, Poaceae. Gene Ontology annotation, biological process: translation. The coding region runs from base 130 to 543 and encodes 137 amino acids. Gene Ontology annotation, molecular function: structural constituent of ribosome. The record is from RefSeq and is a predicted model, not a curated record.